Molecule: messenger RNA, 1437 nt
Organism: Quercus robur (English oak)
Lineage: Eukaryota; Viridiplantae; Streptophyta; Magnoliopsida; Fagales; Fagaceae
Exons: 3
Coding region: 1-1437 (478 amino acids)
Source: RefSeq, a predicted model, not a curated record
AUGAGAGCAUUUCUAUGUUCUAUUGGUGAGGUUGUUUGGGAUGCUAUUGAAAUAGGUUGGACAAAGCUAAAGGCAGCCAAAUCCACUUGGAAUAAGGCAGCUCUUGUGGUGUCAAAUGCUAAUAGUAAAGCACUUAAUGCAAUUUUUUGUGGUGUGUCCCCAGAUGAAUUCCAUUGGAUUUCUCAUAUCACCGUUGCCCAGGAAGCAUGGCAGAUUUUGGAAACCACUUAUGAGGGUAUAAAGAAAGUGAAAGACACAAAGCUACAAAUGCUGACUACCCGGUUUGAGGAGCUUAGGAUGAGCAAGGAUGAGUCCUUUGACUCUUUCUAUAGUAAGCUAAAUGAAGUGGUCAUCGGCAAGUUUAACCUGGGAGAGAAAACGGAGGACUCAAAAGUUGUAAGAAAAAUUCUUCGUUCAUUGCCAGAGAGCUUCCAUGCAAAGGUGACUACAAUAGAGGAGAGCAAAGACCUUGAUGAAAUCAAAGUCCAAGAGCUAAUCGGUUCUCUCCAUAUGUAUGAACUUUCAUUACCAAAUCAAAGGAAGAGCAAAUCACUGGCUCUUAAGACAAUAAAUGAAAAGGUAGAAGGUUAUGGUUCAUCGGAUGAGGAUACAGUAGAAAAGGAUGUUGCCUACCUUGCAAAGAAUUUCUGCAAAUUUCUAGAGUUCAAAAACAGUGAGAAAUUUGGUGAUAAAGGGAAAUUUAUGAGCUCCAGAAAGGAGAAGAAAGACUUCAAAAAGAUAGAAGGGAAGGAGUCCCAAUCUACACAAGAUGUUGAAGAAGAUGAAGAUACAGCUGGUUUGAAAGAGAACUACAAUUCUCUAUUUGAGAAGUCAGGAGAAUAUGCUAGGGUGGCCAAAGCAACUGUGAAAAAGAUGAAGAAAGUUGAAGAGGACUAUAAAAGUCUUCUAGUGAGAUAUAAGGAAGCCAAGUGUGAGAUAGAGACACUAAAUGGCGAGCUAACUAAGGCUUACACCAAGGAUACACUGGUGAACAUCUCCAAAGAAGUGAAGAUUGUGAAGGCCAAAGAGCUAGUUGAAGUUUUCCCUACUAUUGAAAAGGCAAAUAUUGAGAAGAAGAAGAAUGUCAUCGACCAGCGAGUGUUGAACAAGCCCCGUAAUCAAUCUGUGGUCAGGUUUGAAGGCAGAUCAAAAUCUCCUCCUCGAUCACAAAGAGGUCCUGGAACGAAUCAUGUGUGCCAUCAUUGCGGACUUCAAGGGCACACCCGACCCAAUUGUCAUAAGCUGAGAGCAUUGAGGAAUGCUGGUGACCAAAGGUCAAGAAGACCAAUAAAUGAUAAGAGGACUUGGGAUGUUGAGUCAUCAAGAGAUCGAAAUGUUAAUCCCAAAAUGAUGGACGUGAUGAAGAUGAUUGGUGCAUUCACCAAUUGCUGGGAAAGCUUCACUAGAAGGUUUGAAAGUCCUAACUCUCGUACCUAA